Messenger RNA from Oryzias melastigma (Indian medaka), 1501 nucleotides. It is a transcript of the gene tmem35, whose product is annotated as transmembrane protein 35. Gene Ontology annotation, cellular component: endoplasmic reticulum. Gene Ontology annotation, molecular function: acetylcholine receptor regulator activity. The coding region runs from base 125 to 610 and encodes 161 amino acids. Gene Ontology annotation, biological process: positive regulation of protein localization to cell surface; chaperone-mediated protein complex assembly. The record is from RefSeq and is a predicted model, not a curated record. NCBI's taxonomy places the organism in Eukaryota, Metazoa, Chordata, Actinopteri, Beloniformes, Adrianichthyidae. The transcript has 2 exons.
CAGGCACUACGCCGGCGCCAUUUUUGCGGCUGAUCCUGAAGCCCAUCCCCCUGAUGCUACCUCCCAGUCCGGCUCCCAUUGGUUUCAGCGGGGAAGCGUCUGGCUGCAUGCUCGCUGGAAGAAGAUGGCCUCGCCGAGGACCAUAACGAUUGUGGCCCUGUCGUUCGCGCUGGGCUUGUUUUUUGUGUUCAUGGGCACCAUCAAGCUCACCCCGAGACUCAGCAAGGAUGCCUACAGUGAGAUGAAAAGGGCAUACAAGAGCUAUGCAAAGGCGUUGCCAGGUCUGAAAAAGAUUGGGAUCAGCUCAGUGCUGCUCCGUAAAAUCAUUGGCUCUCUAGAAGUAGGCUGCGGAAUAGUGCUGACCCUUGUGCCAGGUCGACCCAAGGAUGUGGCCAACUUCCUGCUCCUCCUGGUCAUGCUAGCAGUCCUCUUCUUUCACCAGCUAGUAGGAGACCCUCUGAAGCGGUAUGCCCACGCUCUCGUCUUUGGGAUUCUGUUGACCUGCCGACUGCUCAUUGCACGGCAGAGUGACGACCGGCCAGAGCGUGAAGACAGCAGAGAGGAGCAGCACAUCAACGAUCAGGAAAAGAACAAGGUCAAGCAGUCUUAAGAUCCUCCACUUCCAUCCAAGCAACAAUAAAGGGAACCUAAUGGGCUCUGAAUUGUAAGAACUCAGAUUUGCAAAGGAAACAUUAUAGUAUCUCCCUUCAGCACAUCCUCUGUCCCAUCCAACUGGCUGACUGAUGACUCUCACCUUCCUCUGCACACCUACUGUGAAACCAAGAACUGCUGACCCAUAUGUCCUCUGCAUAACCAUGGACAAUCGUAUUUGUGAAAUCUCUGAGAUCUGCUAAAUGUCGAUCCAGCUUCCUAUUUAUUUCACUCUCACACUGUGUCAAAUGUUUGAUCUGAAAAAUUCUGAUGAAUUGAGAAUGCUGUUUUUUCAUAAAUCUUUGUAGCUUAUUUUUAAAUGUAGUUAGGGGUGUCUGAAUUUCAAGCAUGUUCUAAUUUGUGCAGUUUGACUGAAAGAAUCAAAAGGAACUCUACAGAGUUUGUAUGAUUACACAUCAGCUAAUAUGUAACUAUAUCAUGUUUUGGAGGAGUAUUACAAUGAAGCUGCUUUACAGAAGGAAAAAUUAAGCAAUGAUCCUAAAAUUCUCAAUUUCACUUGCAUCUUAUGUGGACAAACAUAAGCUCUAGGAUAUCUUUCCUUUCAGGUAGUGUAACACUGUAAAAUAGUUUUGGUGAAGAGGACAGCUGCCUCUAGUAUCUGCUACUUGCUUGUAUAGCAGAAGAAAACCAAAACAAGUUUUUUGUUUCUUUGUUUUUUGCCUGUGUGAAGAAUUAAUUUUACUCUUUAAUUCACGACUAAUGUCUUAAUUAAAAUGAUUUGUUUUAUUUUUCUUAUAUUAAGUUUAAAACUGUUCCUACUGCAGUUAAAAAUACUGUCAAUAAUACUGUAAUUUGUGUACCUAAAAUAAAGAAACUGAAAUAAACCAAA